Molecule: messenger RNA, 3403 nt
Organism: Schistocerca gregaria
Lineage: Eukaryota; Metazoa; Arthropoda; Insecta; Orthoptera; Acrididae
Product: proton-coupled amino acid transporter-like protein pathetic
Exons: 10
Coding region: 167-1543 (458 amino acids)
Biological process (GO): amino acid transmembrane transport
Cellular component (GO): vacuolar membrane
Molecular function (GO): amino acid transmembrane transporter activity
Source: RefSeq, a predicted model, not a curated record
ACCGGCAAGUGCGGGCGGCGCAGCAGUCAGUUGUUAGUCAGCAGUAAGCGCUCGCAACUGCAACGACGGCACCAACACCAGUAGCACCAACAGCACCACCUCGAGCCAAGGAUAGGCUCGUCUUUUCAGCGUCAGCGUCAUUAGCACCAGGUUGCUGACGACAAGCAUGGGGGUCGAUCAAGGAAGAGUAAUCGAUACCGGACCGCCGACCUCAGCUGACAACUUCUCCUCCACGGUGCAGCUGACGACGAAGCCGACUGUGAAGAAACAGCAGGAAGCCUCAGACUACGACCCGUUCUCCGAGAGGCAUGUGGAGCACCCCAACUCGGACCUGGGUUCGCUGAUGCACCUGCUGAAAGGCAGCCUCGGUUCCGGGAUCCUGGCGAUGCCGAUGGCCUUCAAGAACGCGGGCACCGUCGUCGGCUUCGUUGGGACCGUGCUCAUCGGCAUGCUCUGCGCGCACUGCGUCCACAUGCUGGUGCGGUCGUCCCACAUCGUCUGCCGGAGGGCCCGUGUCCCAAUGCUGGGGUUCGCGGAGACGGCGGAGUACGCCUUCCUGUAUGGGCCGAGCCGCCUCAAGGCAUGGGCCCGAUUCUCCAGGACGUUUGUCAACAUAGCACUGCUGACCACCUACUACAGCACCUGCUGCGUCUACCUCAUCUUCGUCGCGUCGAGCAUCAAGCAGGUGUGCGACCAGUGGUUUCCGUGGGCGCAGCUGGACAUUCGGAUCUACACGGUCCUGCUACUGCUGCCGUUGGUGCCCGGUUGCCUGCUGCGCAACCUCACGUAUCUGGUGCCCUUCUCGGCGACUGCCAACGUUUGCAUCGUGGUGGGCUUCGCCUGCACGCUCUACUACAUGCUUCGUGACCUGAAUGACCCCGGGGAGUUGCCCCUCAGUGUGGACGUCGCACGCUUUCCGCUCUUCUUCAGCACUGUCGUCUUCGCCAUGGAGGGGAUAGGAGUGGUGAUGCCGGUGGAGAACGAGAUGAGGCAUCCGCAGCACUUCCUGGGAUUGGGAGGCGUCCUCAACAUCGCCAUGGCGGUCGUCGUCUCGCUGUACGCCCUCAUCGGCUUCUUCGGCUACGUCACCUAUGGGGAGAACACCGAGGGCAGCAUCACCCUUAACCUGCCCGUCGACGAGCGACUGGCGCAAGCGGUGAAGAUCCUGAUAGGACUGGCGGUGCUGUUAACGUACCCGCUGCAGUUCCACGUGGCCGUGGGAAUCGUGCUGCAGAUGGUGAAGGACCGCGUGCCAGAGAAACGCCUCGACCUCCUGGAGUACGGCAUGCGGGUUGUCGGAGUCCUAGGCACAGUGGCGCUGGCGACGGCGGUCCCGAAGCUCGACCCUGUGGUGUCGCUGGUGGGCGCCGUGUGCUUCUCGACGCUGGGUCUGCUUUGUCCGGCCGCCAUCGAGAUGGCCACCUGCUGGCCCAGCCGCCGGAUUAUCGUUAAGGACUCGCUCAUCAUCGUGCUCGCACUCGCAGCCCUCGUCUCUGGGUCCUACACCAGCGUCCUGGGCAUCAUCGACGCCUACUCAGAGUAGCCGAGGCUCAAACACCAGCAUCCUCAGAUUCAUAGAAGCCUACUCUUAGUAGCCAAGUAAUACAUCAGCAUCCUCGACAUCUCUGAGGCCUACUCAGAGUAUUAUAUCAGCCUCCUCGAAAUAACUGAUGCCUAUUCUGAAUAUCCAGUGGUCACACAUUGACAUUCGCGACAUCACUGAGGCCUACUCUGAGUGGCCUAGAGUCAUACACCAGCAUCCGCAAAAUUAUCGAAGAAUACUCUAAGUAGGUAAGGGUCAUACACCAGCACCCUCAACAUCAGCGACCCCUUCUCUGAGUAGCCGAGGAUUAUGCACCAGUGCCCUCAGAAUCAUUAAGGCCUGCCCAGAACAACCAAGGGUCACAUACGAUCCUCAACACUAUCAAGGCCUACUUUGAGUGUCCAAGGGUCAUACACCAUCAUCAUUUGUUCCUUUGGUGAGGAACAGAACUCUACUUCACCAUUAUAUACAUUACCAAAUCUUAUGUUGAGUAGGUUUGACCUUAUACCAGCAUCCUCAUAAUUCUCGGUGUGUCCUCCAUGUAGCCCAAGGCUCUACAGGAGCAGUCUUAACGUCGCCGAGACCUACUUCGAGAAGCCCUAGCCCUACCCGAGCAGCCCUAGCUCCUAGUUUAGUUUACCAAACGUCACUGAACCUUCUCAUAUGUAACACAAAUCGUAAACCAGGAGCAACUGUGGAAUAGCUACAGCAACACUGAAGUCAACCACCCCGUGAAUUCGCAGGGCGUUUAAAGGAUAUGUUGCUCUACACAUAAUAACUAUGUGGCUUCAUAUUGGUAACUGAAAGUAGUUCUAAAUGAACACUCUGCUAAUGAAGAUGUUUUCCUUGGGUAGCAGCUUCGAUCAUACCGUAUGUAUACAACUACACAGUGUGUGACUAACCAGCCCUAUUAUGAAACGCUUCCUAAAAUUGCAGGUAUACAUGUCACUACUGUUCACUGGAUUAUGACGGUGCUGUGAAGCAAUAUUCUCUGUGAUCUUUUACACAUCUCUGAAACCAAUAUAUCAGCUAUGAACCAUGGAAUGUAACAGUGCCGUUAAGAUUCGAUCAUAGUGUGAUACGAUGUUCUCUGAGAACAACUAACUAUCUUACAUACAGACACAAUUACACAUGGCACUGUGAGGCGGCAUAUAGUGUUCAACAGUAAUCUGUUAUCCCAUGUGCUUCUUGAGAUACAUGGAGUGAUUAAAAUUAUUGGACGAUUUUUUGAUGUUAAGUACAUUACAUUACCAUUGCUCGUGUUCAGAAAUCAGUAUUCAUUCUAGUGUAACUCUCAUCUAUUAAAGACAUUUUAACUUUGUGGUUCCCCUUAAGAAACUGUUGCUUUGCAGUAGAGGUGGGAAAUUAAAAUUCUGCCUGUUCCUAACAGCAUUUUUGAGUGACUUUCAUGUACUUUUCAAACAAUUUUCCUGUGCCAGGAAAGGAUGUGUUUUAUUUAUUUUCCAACGAUAUUAUUUUGUAAUAUAGUGUUAAGACUAAUGUAUUUGCCCAGUAUGUGUUUCAGACAUCUUAGCCUACCAUGCUAGUUUGAGUGACCAUGUUGGUUUCCACAGAGCUAUCACUCCAAUACCAAUUGUACAGAAGCCUACAGUGUAUUUAUGACUCAAAAAUUCUUAUGUCAAUUACUCAAAAGAUGUUCUUAACAAAAUUAAUGCAAUUAAAAAACUUGUUAAAAGAUUAAUUGUAUUUGAUAGGUUUAUCAUAAAUUAUUUUGUAAGAAAAGUUCUAUAAUGACAAAAACGUCAAUUAUAUUAAGAGAUGUGCAAGAACUCUGACAUGACGUUGUGAUGAUCUAUAUAUGCUUCAUUCAUACUUCUGAAUUAAACUUCACAAAAGUAA